AUGCGGCUGUUGUCCUUGAAACGUUGUCAAAGUACGACUGUGGAGCUCAAACGCAAGGAAACUGUCGUGGACGAAAGAACGGACUUCUCCGACCGCGACUCUCUGGAGUCUUCGUCGAGACCCUGCGGACUUGAAACAUACGACCGUAAACCCACGGGCUAUGGCCCCAACGCGCGACGGCCCCACAACCGCGGCAUCGUGGACGAGUGCUGCUUCCAGAUCUGCGAGCUGCGGCGCCUGGAGAUGUACUGCGCGCCCGCCAAGACCAGCAAGGCGGCGCGCUCCGUGCGCGCCCAGCGCCACACCGACCUCCCCCGAGGGGCCAAGGUCGCAGCGAAGGACCGCCGGACGGCCGCGCAGCAGCCGGACAAGGCCAAGCACAAGAGACCUUUAUCUGGGCAUAAUCCUUCAUCCUGCAAGGAGGUGCAUCAGAAGAACUCAAGCCGGGGGAACACUGGAGGCAGAAAUUACCGCAUGUAGAGAAGAAGGAGAACCAGAAGAAGAAGGAGAAGGAGAGGAGGAGACGAGCCGGCGAACACGGAGGGAUAACGCCAGUGGAGCAGAGUGGGAGAGAAGGGAGUUGUCUGACGCGACCCCCAACGUGCAGCGCCUGUCGCCUGUCACUGUCAGGAACAAAAGGAGGAAGAGCGAAGGGAGGAGGGGACUCCGACAGCACGACUACACCAGAGACUCCCGCGGGGCUAAGGGGGGCUUAUGAGGGGAUGGCUACACUGCACCACACCACUUCUGCAAGAGGAACCGGGCGUUGAUGCAACGUCAAACAAAUGUAGUUUAGCUGCUGAGACACGCAAAGAAAACAAGGUUUUCGUAUACCUCUCCAUGUAUAAGAAAACCCCCCUCCC
Messenger RNA from Gadus chalcogrammus (walleye pollock), 863 nucleotides. RefSeq names its product insulin-like growth factor 1 (gene igf1). Bases 1 to 480 code for a protein of 159 amino acids. The transcript has 4 exons. The record is from RefSeq and is a predicted model, not a curated record. Gene Ontology annotation, cellular component: extracellular region. Gene Ontology annotation, molecular function: growth factor activity; hormone activity. Lineage: Eukaryota; Metazoa; Chordata; Actinopteri; Gadiformes; Gadidae.